Molecule: messenger RNA, 2837 nt
Organism: Ornithodoros turicata
Lineage: Eukaryota; Metazoa; Arthropoda; Arachnida; Ixodida; Argasidae
Product: cocaine esterase-like
Exons: 10
Coding region: 83-2089 (668 amino acids)
Source: RefSeq, a predicted model, not a curated record
GUGUACAUCCCGGGUUCCAUCCGGCCCUGCAUGCAUUGCAAGUGACACGGAAGUUGGCAUCACAGUAUAGGGGUCCGCCGAUAUGUUGCUGCCGUUCCUUCUAUGGCUCCUCUGGGACACGGGCGGGGGCCAACGGACCCGGUUCCCGGGACCCGGCGGAGUGCCCCGUCCGGACAAUUUGGGAUCUUUCAAGAUCCCCCAGCAGCUGCUCAAUCAGGCGGCUGCGGCCCUGCAGCCCAAUUAUCAGUCCCAGCCCAAUUUUCAGUCUCAGGGAUUCGUGCCCCAGCGAUUGAGUCAGCUGACGGUUCCUCAAGGGACGGUUCGGGGAAAACUGAUGGCGACGACGGCGGGAAAAGGAUUGGUCGCCUUCUUGGGGAUUCCGUACGCGGCGCCACCUGUUGGGCCUCUCAGGUUUAAGCCCCCCGUGAGCCACCCUGGUUGGAGCUCCGUGCUGGACGCGUCGAGCUUCCGGUCCCCCUGUCCCCAGUUCGACUACCGGGGUCGCAUCGUCGGCAACGAAGACUGCCUCUUCCUCAACGUAUAUACGCCAGGGAUUCGUCCAGGUCAGAACAAGGCUAGUUACCCCGUAAUGGUGUUUCUGCACGGCGGCAACUUCGAGUCCGGGACUGGAAGUCUGUACGGCCCUUAUAAACUGGUCGACAAGGACGUCGUUGUUGUCACACUCAACUACAGACUCGGGAUACUCGGUUUCCUGAGCACCGGCGAUGCCACCUGUCCUGGCAACAUGGGCCUGCUAGACCAAAACCUGGCCCUCAAUUGGGUCAAAGACAACAUCGGCCACUUUGGCGGAGACCCGAACUCGGUGACACUCUUCGGCCAAGGCGCCGGAGCUGUCAGCGUCUGGUUGCACAUCCUGUCUCCCCUAAGCCAAGGUCUGUUCGACCGUGCCAUCGCUCAGAGUGGGUCACCGUUGAGCGAAUGGGCCCUGGAGACGAAUCCCCGUGAGUACUCACGACGUGUGGCUGCCGGGGCAGGGUGCAAGGAAAGUUCGCUCGUGGAGUGCCUGUCGCGGACGCCCGCCAGCGAACUCCUUCGCAUGCAACAGGAGAGCAAAGUUCUCGGUGACUUUCCCCUGCGUACCGCUCCGGUGGUAGACGAUCAGGGAAUGGCCUUCCUUCCAAGACACCCCAAAGACAUUUUGGAAAAUGGCGACUUUCAGAAGGUGCCCCUUAUAGCUGGAGUCAACAAGGACGAGGCAGCCUUCUUCUAUCCCGUGUUGUCUGCUUACUUGAGGGAACGCAGCGGCCGAGAUCCCUCGUACGUAAGAAACAUCCUUCUGCCACAGUUCUUCAACAGUGCCCUCCGGUAUGAAGACGCUCCGGCCGACAUCCUGGACCUCCUUCACGCCGAGUACUUCGGCGCUGUAAACCCACUAGACACCAAUGCUGUCAUCCGAGCUUUCAUCAACAUGUCAACCGAUGCCAUGUUCGUUGCGGGCAACUGGGCCUCUCUCUCGAGGUACUCCCGCUAUGAGGCUCCGACAUACAUGUACGUGUUCGAGUACCGGGGCGACAGCAGCCUCCUGGACGCCAGGUUAGGCUUCCAACGGCAGCCUUUUGACCUCGGCGUGUCCAAUGGCGACGAGCUCAUCUACCUGUUCGACGUCACAGCUGAUGGUCUGCGACCUCUGUCCAACCUCGACUCUCUGGUCAGCAGCAGGAUGGUCAACCUAUGGACAGACUUUGCAAAGAACGGAGAAGCGCCUCACUACUCCAACUUCGAGUACCCUCGGUGGCCUCGAGUAACUCCCACCAACGUGUCUACGUACCGCAUCGGACGUUCCCUUCGUCCGAGCCCCGAGUACCACCUGCGAGCCGCAGAGAUGUGGUCUUCAAUCUCGCCCGCCAUCAAUGGUGCUGUCGCACCGACGCCUGCGAUCAGUGCAGCGCAGGGUUACGUGGAACCCAUGUACCGAACACUCGCCUGGUCCAUGGUAGCCGUGGCCGUGGCACUAGCCAUUGUCAUCAUCGUGUUACUGGCAGUUCUGGUGAACCAGAAGAAGAGCCACAGCUUCAGGGCCAGCUCAGACCUGGACAAUUCGCGCAUGUCCGGCUCCACGCUCUACUGAAUGGCUUAUAGAAGCCCGGUUCCUGGAAGCAGCGUUCAGUGAGGGUGUGAGGCGGUGGCCUCCGAGAAAGCGCAGCCCCUCUACGACAGGGGGCCCGUAUAAUUUCCGUGCGUCGCAGGGAAGUAUGCCGUGAAGAGUGGUAGACGUCCGUUGUGCGGAGAAUGGGACAUUCCUUGUUUGCUCCACUGCCCAUUGUGAGACAUAUAGUUAGAGCUGCCGCAAGAGUAUAAUGUUUCUUGUUAUCGACGGAAUCAAAUACGUUAUUAGGCUGUUUCCUUCUUUUAGCAAAUCUAAGCGCACUUCGUCUGUCGUAUUGCGGGCGAGUGCUAGUAUAUCGAUGGCAGCUUUCCGGGGAAACAGUUUCCCUUCCGUCAGGAAUCUUUGCAGGACAUCCUCCCACCGCGAAAAAAAGAAAGAAAGAUAGGUUUGGGAUCGGCAGCUGAUGUAUAAGGAUGACAAAUAUAAAUAAGAAACGUGUAACAAAGACGGGCUGGCGUUGAAGGACGCGGAAUCAAGUUCCGGUGGCAAGUUUCGGUCUGCUUCAAAUUUAAAGCCAGCCACGGUACAACAGCCCAUCUGUUCUGUACGAAACUCAUAAAACACAACGAAAUAUAUGCUAGCAAUUUCCAAUUAUAUAUGCCAGUGUGAUCACCUGUUACAUAAUGUACAUAGUUUUGUAAGUUUACUAAUAAAGUGAAAUGUCGACGCUGUUCUGGAGUUUCCAGAGUUCCGGCGACAACACAAUCAA